AUGGCUGGAUACAAUGGGCGUCGCGCCCCCAACUUCUCGCAGUAUCUCGACGAUCUGAAUGCCAUCCCAUCCGCCUACGACCAAGCCCUGCAGCAACAGCAGCAGAACACUUUCAACGUCGAUGAUGAGCUGGCUCUUUUCACCAACGCCGAGUUCUUUGAUUUUGACAACUUCGCCAACCUCGAUCUGCCUUCCUUCGACCCAGUAGAGAAGACUAUGCAUGGCGAGAUUGCGGAACAAAAUGGGGAUAUGAAAUUCUUGGACUUCCUGAACGAUGGGAGCUUGGCAAAUAUCACCGAUUUCCAGACCGACCUGAAUGUGAACGCCCCAGUGCCCAUGCAGAAUGUGCCGUUCUCGGCUGUUCCCUCGCCUAAUACCGCCAAUGUUCCAGCUGCUACCAUGCAGGUGCCCCAGAACGUGCAGAACGUGGCCCCUGCACCUGUUCAGAGCGUCUCUCCGAUUGCCCCUGUCGCUGCGCCCAAGCGCAAGAAUACUCAGAAGACACCGCAGGCCAGCGCCGAAGAGGUAGCGAGCAGUAUCGCCGAGGAGGACAAGCGCCGUCGGAACACAGCAGCCAGUGCUCGUUUCCGUGUGAAGAAGAAGCAGCGUGAGCAGGCCCUAGAGCGAACUGUCAAGGAGACCAAUGAAAAGAAUGAUGCUCUCUCGGCUCGCGUUUCGCAGCUUGAGCUGGAGAACCACUGGCUCCGUGGCUUGAUCAUGGAGAAGAAUGGAACCGAAGAACGUAACGAGGCGUCCGAAAAGGCCAUUUCCGACAUGUUCAAGACUUUCCUUGCAUCACGCAAUGAGAUCCCCUCAAAUACUUCCGACUCCAAGCACGGCGUUGGCACCAUUGCCUAA
Molecule: messenger RNA, 858 nt
Organism: Penicillium odoratum
Lineage: Eukaryota; Fungi; Ascomycota; Eurotiomycetes; Eurotiales; Aspergillaceae
Product: putative bZIP transcription factor (MetR)
Exons: 2
Coding region: 1-858 (285 amino acids)
Biological process (GO): regulation of transcription by RNA polymerase II
Cellular component (GO): nucleus
Molecular function (GO): RNA polymerase II transcription regulatory region sequence-specific DNA binding; DNA-binding transcription activator activity, RNA polymerase II-specific
Source: RefSeq, a predicted model, not a curated record